UGGUGACCUCAUCCAUCCCCCACACCGUAAAGCCGUCCGGCAGCUCAAGGGGUGGGAAGGAGGCGGGGGCUCCGGGACCAGGGCGGCGGCUCCUUUCCCCAGUUCAGACCAGAGGCGCCAGUACCGCCAACCCCAGCUCUCCCAGGCCACCCUGCCCCGUGCCCCGAACCCCCUAGUCCCCAUGGCCGGCCUCAACUCCCUGGAGGCGGUGAAAAGGAAAAUCCAGGCGCUGCAGCAGCAGGCGGAUGAGGCGGAGGACCGAGCCCAGAGCCUGCAGCGGGAGCUGGACGGCGAGCGAGAGCAGCGGGAGAAAGCCGAAGGAGAUGUGGCAGCUCUGAAUCGACGGAUCCAACUAGUUGAGGAAGAGUUGGACCGGGCCCAAGAACGUCUGGCCACAGCCCUGCAGAAACUGGAGGAGGCGGAAAAGGCAGCUGAUGAGAGUGAGAGAGGAAUGAAGGUGAUUGAGAACCGGGCAAUGAAGGAUGAAGAGAAAAUGGAAAUUCAGGAGAUGCAGUUGAAGGAAGCCAAGCAUAUUGCAGAGGAGGCAGAUCGCAAAUAUGAGGAGGUAGCUCGUAAGUUGGUCAUCCUUGAGGGCGAGCUGGAGCGAGCAGAGGAGCGUGCUGAGGUGUCAGAACUGAAGUGUGGCGAUCUGGAAGAGGAGCUGAAGAAUGUCACCAACAACCUGAAGUCCUUGGAGGCUGCAUCAGAGAAGUAUUCUGAAAAGGAGGAUAAAUAUGAAGAAGAAAUCAAGCUUCUAUCUGACAAACUUAAAGAGGCUGAGACCCGAGCUGAGUUUGCAGAAAGAACCGUUGCAAAACUGGAAAAGACCAUCGAUGACCUGGAAGACGAGCUGUACGCCCAGAAACUGAAAUACAAAGCGAUCAGUGAGGAGCUGGACCACGCACUCAACGACAUGACCUCUCUCUAAAGGGCAUUUCCUCUCUGUCUCUUCCACCCUGCCUCCUGACCUACUUAGCCUGGAUUUGGCCUCUUCACUGUGACCAGGGCUCUUAGAGGGCUUCUGGCCUUUGCCAGCUUUACUUUGCUCACUCCUAUCAUCCUUCAGUGACCAUGACUAUAAAUGGCCUGUUGAAAUAAAGACAAGCAGUCUGGAUCUAUGCUUUCUUCUUUCUUUUCCAUUUUCUCACUACUUUUGCACCAUCCCCAGGGUUCCUUUCUCAAUGACUCACAUACACAGAAACAAUCUCUUAGAGAAAGGCUCUUUUCAAAGUCAUGUAUCUGAAAGGUGAUUUAAUAAAGCCAACAACUCCCAUUUAUUUAAUGCUUUCAAUUUUCCAAAGCACUUUCCUGAUUCUUGGACAAAAUAGUAAUUAAAAUCAUAUUUGCCUAAGCCCUUAAGCACAGAAUUUUACUAGAGUUCUAUCAUUAUGGCUGAUGCAGUUAGAUAACAUUUAUAAUCCUAGCUCAAAUUCCUAUAGUGCUUUAAUAGAGGAAAUAGUCUUUUCCUUGCAACGUCCCUGUGACAUAGGUAUUUUAGGUGGCAUCAUCCCAAAGCCAAAUAGAUGAGGAAACUGAACUCUAGUGUUGAAGGGACUUGCCCAAGGGCAAACAAUAUUCAGAAAGCUUCUUCUUAGGGAUAGUAGUAGGGACUGGACCUGUGACUUCACUGGUAAGGGAAACUCCCAGUGGAAGGGAUUCCCUCAGCCAGGGCAAGCUGGCAAGGGUACCAUCUCUGCAACAAAGUUGCUUGGAGCACUGAGAGGUUAAGAGAAAAAUUUGAAUCUGUCUUACUGGCUUCAAGGCCAACCUUCUCUGUCCAUUGUCCUAAACUACCUCUUGCUCCUUUUUAAAUAAAUACAAAUUUGCUAGAACCUUCUUUAGUCUCUAAAUAACUUCAGAUGCACUGAUCCAAAAGAUAGCAGACACUGCAAAGGUAGCAAAGUUUCUGGCCUUGAGCAGAUAAUGGCGUGCAAAGGUGUAACUGAAACAAGGCAACUGGGUUUUUCUCAGGUUCCUAAAAUCUAGAGGAUUGCAAUUGCAAUCCUUGAUGAUUAAAAACUGAACUUAGCAUCUAGUUAGUAAAACAAAUGACUUAAAAUAGGAAACUAGCAGAUGGCCCGUACUUCCUCUGCCACUGUCUCUGGUGUACUCCUCCUUGUCCCAGCCCCAUCAUUUCCCCCCAGUAGUUGCCUCUCAGUAUUUUUGGGUUUCUACCUCUCACCCCUAAGUGAAUGGAGAGUGUGUUUGAUGUUUUAUACCUUCCAGGUAUAAAAUUGCUUUGGUAAAGUAUAGUAAGCCUUCCAUUUGGGAGUCCAACAGCCAAGUUGAAUCCCAGAUAUGUUUCUGAUUCACCUGUAUGACUUUAAGCAUGUCACUUCUUCUGAAGGUCUCAGUUCUCACAUCAGUUAGAAGAGUUGGGGCUAGGGCUGCCUCCAACUCUAACAUUGCAUGAUUUUAAGCCUGAAGGCAGAUUGUUCCCUGGCAGAGGGAUUGGACUCUUUAAAUUCUACAUUUCAGUUUCAUUUCAUUUGUUUUUCAUCAUCUUUUAUUCAUGUCACAUAUUCAGUAAAAGGCAUUUCACAAAUCUUAAUUGGUAAUGGGGUAUUAAAUCCUGUUCAUAAUCUUGGAGCAUGACAGAACUUCCUAAAUUGAGACUCCAGUGACAUUCAACUAUUAAUUUCCCUGGCCCCUAGAGGACCAAAGGGAGGGGGGGGUAUUGGGGGGAGAAUGGAGGAGGGCAAUAAAAAGCAUGCUGGGAAUUAAGGGAUGGCAUUCUUCUAGGGGAUGAUAAGGUCCUAGGAGAAAGACAAUAAUAUGGCUUUCUUCUUCUUCUGUUGACUCCAAAGGAAUCAACGUGUCUUUCUAAGCCCUUUAAAUUUAGAGAAACAUUCAGAUAACAAGGAUGGCUCCCAUUUCUAUAGUGAUUUGUAGUUUACAAGGUUAUUUGUUCCCAGUACCUCCAAGAAGUAGGAACCACAGGGUGGAUUAGUCUUAGCAUGUACAAGUAGUAGCUAAAACUUAGAGAACAUCAUACAACUAGUAACAUAGCGGGGUGGGACUCAAACCUGGAUUCUUUGCUACAAACUCUUUCCAUAAUACUAAGCAGCCAUCCCUAGUUCUUUUGACAAUCUAUCAAUCCUGACAGAGUCAAAAGGACUGAGUAUGAGUCUUGGAGCUGACAUUUCCUAGCAAUGUGACCUUAGGAAGAUACCCUCCUCUAUCAGGGUUUAGACUUCAAAAUCCCAUCCACCUUGAAUAGCAAAAGUCAUUUUCCCUCUCUGGAAACCAGUUUCAUCUUCUGUAAAAUAGAGAAGAAUAUACUGAAUUAAUUGCUUCACAGGGUGGUUUUUAGGAAAGUACUUUAUAAACUUUAAAGUGCUAUAGCAGGGGUGGCUAGGUAGCACAGUGGAUAGAGCACCAGGCCUGGAGUCCUGGAGUCUGUAGGACCCCCGAGUUCAAAUAUGGCCCCAGGCACAGGAGGAGUCAUUUAACUCCAAUUGCCUCACCCUUACUGCUCUUCUAUCCUAGAAUCAAUAUUUAGUAUUGAUUCUAAGACAGAAGGUAAGGGGUGGUUUUUUUUUUAAGUUCUAUAGUAGUAGAAGAUACAAUAAUCCUAAAUUCCUUUAUAUGUCUUUCCGACCCCUCCACCUCUUAGCUCCAUUUGCCUCUCCCUAAUAAUCAUUUUAUUUCACUCUAACCUUUAGCAUAUGUUCUACCCACUCCCAUUACAUAUAUGCAUUUGGACAGGCUAAAGAAUGAGUUGGGAUUGGUUGUUAUUUUUUCUUUUACAAAGCCAAGUAGAACCAGCCCAGCCCUUCUUACAUAUUUGUCCUACAAAUCUUUCCAGAUGUCUGUAAAUAUUACCCUUUGAAAUAACUGUACAGCCACACCUGGCCGAUCACUUUGCAGAAUUCAGCAUCUGGCAGGACUUCCUUUAUACGACUGUUUUAGGGAAGCCACUAAAAUUAGCACCCUGUUGCAGAUUUCAGAACUUGUUCCCCCAAACAGAAAUAUUUUCUAAUCGAUGAAAUUGAUGUGUUAAUAUCUCAUUCAUCCUCACAAGAUGGCAACAGUUGCCUAAGGAGAAAGGAUAUUCAAUUUAAGGCAGCUAAUAUAUACUUUGUGGGAGGUUCUAUGCUUAGCAUUGGGAAUGCAAAGAUGAAAAACAGCCCCAGGACCUGCCCUCAAGAAACUUACUGUCUUGUAGUGGAGACUGUAGAAGACCUAUACAAAAAUGGCUAUUAAUACAAGGCAUAAUUCAGUUUGGCAAACCUUUAUUAAGCACCUACAAGGUAUGAAAGUUAAUAAGUACAGACGCAGGAAGUAAGAAAAUGUGACAUAAGAAUUGAAGAGAAGGAAGGUGGUCACUUAGAGAUAGAAGAUCCGAAAAGUUCCGUGAAGGGAGCAGUACCUCAGCUAAAGAAAGGACAGGAGCAGGGCAUAAGGCAGGCUUGUUCCAGAUAGUUGCCAAAGCCAGCUGUCAAACCAUGGUCAAACCAAUUUCAAAUUGGGCCCACCCAGCAUAGAAGCAACAUAUAUUUCAAGCUGGAAAGGACCUUUGGGAUCAUCUCAUUUCACACCCUUGUUUUGCACAUGAGGUAUUAAGGCCUACAGAAGGAAAGUGACUUGCCUAAGAUCAUACAAAUUAUAAGAAGUAGAACCAUGAAACAAAGCCAACUCCAUUGACUCCAAAUGCAGUAGUCUUUUCUAGUACUUUGUGUUACCUCUGCAAUGCUCUCCAACUCCAUGAUGAUUCAACUUUGUAAAUAGCCUUUAGUUUCAAGCUUUGUCAAAGGAUUUUUGAAAGUUUAAAUAGUUAAGAGUCAAAAACCUUUCUCCACCAACUUCUAAACUUUUUUUUUUUCUGUAAUGUGCUGGCCUUCUUCCAGCAUCAUAAAGUUUCCUUUGGCCAUGUUCUUUCUCUGUCCUUUUUCAAACCACUAUUUUAUCUCUUCCUGCUCAUUCUAACACAGUACUAAAUGGAAAUCCUGUGAAUUUUUCUAUCUUUUUUUAUCUGUACCACCAAAUUAGGAGUUUAGUAAAAUGACUAAGGUAUAAUUAAAAGUGAAGUCAUUGCAUUGCCUUGCUGUGGGGGAGGUGGAGUUGAUUGUAUUUCAUUUGUUCAAUAGCUAACCAUUCUAGUAAGGUAUGGCGUAGAGAUAACUGCACUCUGGAAGCCUAUGUUAGUGGACUUGGUUCUACCAAGCUGGAAAAGCUUUCAGUGUGGUAGGACUAGUGAGAAGCUCUGUGUCUGUCACCUGAUGUCACCUCAAUAAGCAUGUAAAGGCUCAUUUAUCACCAGAUGGUUAGCCAUCAAGUUAUUUAUUUAUUUAUUUGCCAUAAGAACACACAAAGACUGUCUAAUGAGGUGUGAAGAGACUGUUGUAGGGGAGGAGAUGCCUGCAACAAUGAAAUCAUGCAUCCUUGCAGUAUUGAAGGUUAAUACAGAGAUGCAAUAGAACUACACAUAGAAAUAAAUAUAUAUAUAUAUGUAUGUAUAUAUAUAUCUGUGCAGUAGAGAAAAAUUAGAAAUCUCUAGGACCAUUUUCAAUACUUUUAAAAGAGAAAAAAAUGAAUUACAGAAUUGUGAUUUUUUUUAAUCAAAAGAACAAGAAGUAAAAAUAUUUCAGAGCCUGCAAAAAUAUGUAAAAUAUUGCAUCUGGGAGAACCAAGCACAAGUUUGAAAUCACUCAAGUAGUAAAAGUUAUCUGAUGAAAGUUCAGCAUCACAAUGAAGGUACAGUCAUUGACAUGAGUUUUCUGCUAGGCUAAGUUAGCAACUAUAAUUUCCCAGGAGGUUUUUUUAAUAAGCUUGGGUGAGUUUAAAUUUUUUUUUUAAUUUUUUUACCUUUUCUUUCUUAACUAGAAAAACUUGCCCAGGCCAAAGAAGAGAACGUGGGCUUACAUCAGACACUGGAUCAGACAUUAAACGAACUUAACUGUAUAUGAAUCAAAAAGGAAAAAUUUUGUUUGCCAGAAAUUCAAGAAAUCCAUGUUGUCCCUUUCCCUUGUAAGAAGUUUCUUCUAUUAUUGUAUCUUUUCUUUACUGGAAAUGUCAAUCAAAUUAUGAAUACCUGACCAAUAUUUGUUAUCAGAGAGGCUUUGGGCACCAGUUAAAUCUAGUUCCUUCUUUCCAACAGCACACUAAAGCUUCUAGUUGGCUUUUUUUUUAUCCUUAAGUUGCAUUUUUUUUUCCUUAGGCAGGCAGGGUAUUUAACUUAGGCCAAAAUCUCCAAGAUCGAGGGCAUUCUGUACACUCUGGGCAAUAGCAGGGAACCCAGCUGAGCUACUGGAUUGUGCCUGGGUUGAUUUAAGAACACAAGCAUUCCAUGUCACCCUGAGCCUUUUUACAGAAGGGCAAGAACCAUCUCAUAAAAUGGGUGGGGACUUUCUAUCUAUAGUGAAAAAGUUAUUCUAGGAAGUCAUAAACCACAAAGAAUAGCCUAAUUAUCAUGGUCCUUCCUCCCACUCCAUACUGCAGGGCAAACAUCCUCUGAGCACUCACUGAGAAAAUACUUUUAAAAGUAAUCGACAACAUCUAGAUUUUUUCUGGAUGAAUACUUGAGGUUCUGUUUCUGUACUGGUCCAAAUAUAGAUAGCUUAUAAGUGUCGAAUGUGGCCUACAGUUGAUGUUACUUUCACUGUAUACCUAGACUUUUUUUUUCCUUUAAAAGAGAUUUCAUUUUAGCAUUUUAGGUGACAUCAGCCUAUAUUUGGACCAGUAUGGUACUUUACCAACUUCUGGCAUUCAGAAGUUGACUUUUACAAUGCAAUUGAAAAUCUCAUUCCAAAUAAAGAACCAUGUUUGACUGUUUCCCAAUACUGUAUGGCUGAGCAUUAGUAAUAAAUUCAGCCAGUAAUUCAAUGGAAAUUAAUAUGGCGGCCUAUCUCCUUGAUAUAGUGCUUCCCAUCAUAGAUUCCAGCCCUUUUCUAUGCCACUUUCUUUGUCCAUUAAUCUGUUGGCUAGAAAUACAAAACUAAGAGCUCCUCACCAUCACUAAAGGAGAAAUAGAAAUACAAUUCAAUUUGUCUUGAUUUCAUUUUAGACUGCCAGAGUAUGGCAAAUGGAAGGUUCCAUUUCUUCCUUUGCAGAGGGAUUUUUAAUCCCUAUUUUGGGGACCAAUUUAAUAAAGACCAAAAACCUCCUGAUUCAACUGGAUUCAGAGAAUCAAGUAGAUUGCACCUAUUUGUUGUUGCUAAACUGUUUCCUUAUGUACAGCUCAGUGCUAAAAACAUUCCUUUUUCCACAGUAGUGUGGAACAGAUAUGAAAAUUCAAGUUUACAGUUCUGAUUAAAAAUUACCCUGCUUCUAGCAUAUAAUCCCAGUCCUGAUUCCUAUUUAUUAAGCAUCACACUACCCAGGAAACACACUAGGAAAUGUGAAGCUGAAUGAAACCAAGUGCUUUUCAUUUAGAUCUUUACCAAAUGUAUCAUAUGUAAUAGUAUCACCUGUUUCUAGCUUUUGGUCAAAUAAAUUUUUACAUAAACUA
This is a messenger RNA of Monodelphis domestica (gray short-tailed opossum), 7450 nucleotides long. RefSeq names its product tropomyosin 4 (gene TPM4). NCBI's taxonomy places the organism in Eukaryota, Metazoa, Chordata, Mammalia, Didelphimorphia, Didelphidae. The record is from RefSeq and is a predicted model, not a curated record.